Messenger RNA from Acaulospora colombiana, 462 nucleotides. The record is from the annotation of a GenBank genome assembly. Lineage: Eukaryota; Fungi; Glomeromycota; Glomeromycetes; Diversisporales; Acaulosporaceae.
AUGGCCGACGUGCUGAUUUCGCCCAACAACGACGGGACGACGCGCCAAGAGGAACUCGAAAUCAAUGCACAACUGACGCCUCCUUUAGCCACCAGCAACACCGACGCAUACGCAGCACGCCAACAGCAGAGCGACGAGACACCAAGACACACCUUACAGACACCGACGCCCACCCGACUGCCGACACAUGGCUCGCACGCCGAUCUGAGACAACUUAAAUACAUGUAUUACGGCAGCAUAAGAACCCCGGUGGAUCCAAGAUGGUCGCCCAUCGGAUGGGCAUUCCCGAGCAGGCGGCCGAUACUCGAGCGGUCAGUCACACAUGUGCAGAAACAGUACGUCACCCUCUGGGAACCGAGUAUCCCUUGCAAAGAGGUCUUGAAGGAUGGUCUUGAGCUAGAACAGCAGGCGCAUCCAAACGACGUGACCCGGCCGAGGCCCAAUCAUUUGGAUGACAUCUGA